Plasmodium knowlesi strain H is the source of this 846-nucleotide messenger RNA. RefSeq lists its product as uncharacterized. The coding region runs from base 1 to 846 and encodes 281 amino acids. Gene Ontology annotation, cellular component: mitochondrial large ribosomal subunit. The transcript has a single exon. The record is from RefSeq and is a predicted model, not a curated record. Gene Ontology annotation, molecular function: structural constituent of ribosome. Lineage: Eukaryota; Apicomplexa; Aconoidasida; Haemosporida; Plasmodiidae.
AUGCCAAAAAAUUUAAACUUAUUCGGGAAAUAUUUAAGAAGGCUUGGGAAGACCCACAAGAAAGGCUUCAAAAAGAAGCAGAUAAUUCACCCAGUUCCGGUGAAGGCCUAUGGCAGAGUACCAUCAGCAGCAUCACAGACAGGUCUGUACCAUGAUGAAGAUUAUAAUUAUUACACAAAGGUAUCCUACUCGUUAAAGAAGACGAGAAUUAAGUUAAAGCCAAACGUUUUUAAAAAACACAUAGUUAGUAAUAUAUUAAAUACCAUCAUCCCAAAUGUGAAGGUAACAACGAGUGCACUACAUGCUAUGGAUGACGCGGGGGGAUUUGAUAACUAUAUUUUAAGGACGCCUCCAGAGGAACUUCGCUCAAACUAUGGAGAAAAAUUAAAAAGUGUCAUGUAUUUUUAUAUGUCCCAUCCAAAUGUUAGAUCUUUUUCUCUUCCUUGGAAAAUUUUUAUGAACAGAUUUCAACAAAGUGAUUAUUACUACGCCAUUUAUCAGCACCUACGAAAGAAAAGACUCCACGAACUUUACAUGAAAAAACAGUCUGCUCAGUUUUCUCCGUACUACUUACCGAAUGAAAAAUAUUUACACCCGCAGAGACAGCCAUUUUCUAUUAACACAGAAGUUAGCAAUCUCAAUUUGUGGUAUAAUAAAAAUAAAUUAUUGAGGAAGGCCUUUGUAGAUAAAUUGAAGCAGGCCAAAUCAUUUGAUAAGGCCUACACGGAUCACCACUUCUUGGACAGUUAUAGAACUGGCAGAGGCCGUGGUGGAGGUGGAAAGCACGGGUGCACGCCGAGGAAGCGUUCCAAGACGUAUAAGUACUUUGAGAUUAGACCGUACUAA